Pongo pygmaeus (Bornean orangutan) is the source of this 3715-nucleotide messenger RNA. It is a transcript of the gene NLRP4, whose product is annotated as NLR family pyrin domain containing 4. The coding region runs from base 463 to 3447 and encodes 994 amino acids. Lineage: Eukaryota; Metazoa; Chordata; Mammalia; Primates; Hominidae. The transcript has 10 exons. The record is from RefSeq and is a predicted model, not a curated record. Gene Ontology annotation, molecular function: protein binding. Gene Ontology annotation, cellular component: cytoplasm. Gene Ontology annotation, biological process: regulation of inflammatory response.
AAGGACCAGGAAGGCGUGGAGCGGUGAGUCAGCGCGUUGUGCUGGGCUGUGCUUCUCUUCUGUCUGCUGAUUUCCUGGGUUACUUUGGGUCUUCGUUUUCUUUCUCCCUUUUACCCUGUCUCCUUUCUUGAGGCUGAUCGAUCACAGCCAGGCCUCUUCAUUCUAUUUACCCAGCGUUUUCCUUCUCUCCAGUUAGUGGGGUAGAUGAACGCCCUGUGUUUAUAAGGUGCCUCCCAGUUGAGCCUGAGACCUGGGAGAAGAAUGGGGAGUGGAGGUGGGGGAGACUCGUCACGAAGGGAGACCUUGGAGCUUCGAGGUUGGGAAUGUUCUUAUUAGAUUCUUCAUCUCUGUUGACACAAACAUGUAGGAGAAGCUGGAGAACAUAGACAGGGAUGAGGUUUUAUUUAUUUAUUGUUCCUGGUCACUGUCUCUUUGAGGACUGGUUUCUCUGCUCCAGACAAGAUGGCGGCCUCUUUCUUCUCUGAUUUUGGUCUUAUGUGGUAUCUGGAGGAGCUCAAAAAGGAGGAGUUCAGGAAAUUUAAAGAACAUCUCAAGCAAAUGACUUUGCAUCUUGAACUCAAGCAGAUUCCCUGGACUGAGGUCAAAAAAGCAUCCCGGGAAGAACUUGCAAACCUCUUGAUCAAGCACUAUGAAGAACAACAAGCUUGGAACAUAACCUUAAGAAUCUUUCAAAAGAUGGAUAGAAAGGAUCUCUGCAUGAAGGUCAUGAGGGAGAGAACAGGAUACACAAAGACCUAUCAAGCUCACGCAAAGCAGAAAUUCAGCCACUUAUGGUCCAGCAAGUCUGUCACUGAGAUUCACCUGUACUUUGAGGAGGAAGUCAAGCAAGAAGAAUGUGACCAUUUGGACCGCCUUUUUGCUCCCAAGGAAACUGGGAAACAGCCACGUACAGUGGUCAUUCAAGGACCGCAAGGAAUUGGAAAAACGACACUCCUGAUGAAGCUGAUGAUGGCCUGGUCGGACAACAAGAUUUUUCGGGAUAAGUUCCUGUACACAUUCUAUUUCUGCUGCAGAGAACUGAGGGAGUUGGCGCCAAUGAGUUUGGCUGACUUGAUUUCCAGAGAGUGGCCUGACCCCGCUGCUCCUAUAACAGAGAUCGUGUCUCAACCGGAGAGACUCUUGUUCGUCAUCGACAGCUUCGAAGAGCUGAAGGGCGGCUUGAAUGAACCCGAUUCGGAUCUGUGUGGCGACUUGAUGGAGAAACGGCCGGUGCAGGUGCUUCUGAGCAGUUUGCUGAGGAGGAAGAUGCUCCCGGAGGCCUCCUUGCUCAUCGCCGUCAAACCCGUGUGCCCGAAGGAGCUCCGGGAUCAGGUGACGAUCUCAGAAAUCUACCAGCCCCGGGGAUUCAACGAGAGUGAUAGGUUAGUGUAUUUCUGCUGUUUCUUCAAAGACCCGAAAAGAGCCAUGGAAGCCUUCAAUCUUGUAAGAGAAAGUGAACAGCUGUUUUCCAUAUGCCAAAUCCCGCUCCUCUGCUGGAUCCUGUGUACCAGUCUGAAGCAAGAGAUGCAGAAAGGAAAAGACCUGGCCCUGACCUGCCAGAGCACUACCUCUGUAUACUCCUCUUUCGUCUUUAACCUGUUCACACACGAGGGUGCCGAGGGCCCGACUCCGCAAAGCCAGCACCAGCUGAAGGCCCUGUGCUCCCUGGCUGCGGAGGGCAUGUGGACAGACACAUUUGAGUUUUGUGAAGACGACCUCCGGAGAAAUGGGGUUAUUGAUGCUGACAUCCCUGUGCUGCUGGGCACCAAGAUACUUCUGAAGUACGGGGAGCGUGAGAGCUCCUACGUGUUCCUCCACGUGUGUAUCCAGGAGUUCUGUGCCGCCUUGUUCUAUUUGCUCAAGAGCCACCUUGAUCAUCCUCACCCAGCUGUGAGAUGUGUACAGGAAUUGCUAGUUGCCAAUUUUGAAAAAGCAAGGAGAGCACAUUGGAUUUUUUUGGGGUGUUUUCUAACUGGCCUUUUAAAUAAAAAGGAACAAGAAAAACUGGACGCGUUUUUUGGCUUCCAACUGUCCCAAGAGAUAAAGCAGCAAUUUCACCAGUGCCUGAAGAGCUUAGGGGAGCGUGGCCAACCACAGGGACAGGUGGAUUCCUUGGCGAUAUUUUACUGUCUCUUUGAAAUGCAGGAUCCUGCCUUUGUGAAGCAGGCAGUGAACCUCCUCCAAGAAGCUAAAUUUCAUAUUAUUGACAACGCGGACUUGGUGGUUUCUGCCUACUGCUUAAAAUACUGCUCCAGCUUGAGGAAACUCUGUUUUUCCGUUCAAAAUGUCUUUGAGAAAGAGGAUGAACACAGCUCUACGUCGGAUUACAGCCUCAUCUGUUGGCAUCACAUCUGCUCUGUGCUCACUACCAGCGGGCACCUCAGAGAGCUCCAGGUACAGGACAGCACCCUCAGCGAAUCGACCUUUGUGACCUGGUGUAACCAGCUGAGGCAUCCCAGCUGUCGCCUUCAGAAGCUUGGAAUAAAUAACGUUUCCUUUUCUGGCCAGAGUGCUCUGCUCUUUGAGGUGCUCUUUUAUCAGCCAGACUUGAAAUACCUGAGCUUCACCCUCACGAAACUCUCUCGUGAUGACAUCAGGUGCCUCUGUGAUGCCUUGAACUACCCGGCGGGCAACGUAAAAGAGCUAGGGCUGGUAAAUUGUCACCUCUCACCCAUUGAUUGUGAAGUCCUUGCCGGCCUUCUAACCAACAACAAGAAGCUGACGUAUCUGAAUGUAUCCUGCAACCAGUUAGACACAGGCGUGCCCCUUUUGUGUGAAGCCCUGUGCAGCCCAGACACGGUCCUGGUGUACCUGAUGUUGGCUUUCUGUCACCUCAGUGAGCAAUGCUGCGAAUACAUCUCUGAAAUGCUUCUGCGUAACAAGAGCGUGCGCUAUCUAGACCUCGGCGCCAAUGUCCUGAAGGACGAAGGACUGAAAACUCUCUGCGAGGCCUUGAAACGCCCGGACUGCUGCCUGGAUUCGCUGUGUUUGGUAAAAUGUUUUAUCACUGCUGCCGGCUGUGAAGACCUCGCCUCUGCUCUCAUCAACAAUCAAAACCUGAAGAUUCUGCAAAUUGGGUGCAAUGAAAUCGGAGAUGUGGGCGUGCAGCUGUUGUGUCGGGCUCUGACGCAUCCGGAUUGCCGCUUAGAGAUUCUUGGGUUGGAAGAAUGUGGGUUAACGAGCGCCUGCUGUAAGGAUCUCGCGUCUGUUCUUACCUGCAGUAAGAACCUGCAGCAGCUCAACCUGACCUUGAACGCCUUGGACCACACAGGGGUGGUUGCGCUCUGUGAGGCCCUGAGACACCCAGAGUGUGCCCUGCAGGUGCUCGGGCUGAGAAAAACUGAUUUUGAUGAGGAAACCCAGGCACUUCUGACGGCUGAGGAAGAGAGAAAUCCUAACCUGACCAUCACAGACGACUGUGACACAAUCACAAGGGUAGAAAUCUGAUUGCGAGGAACCUGGGCUCUGACUCAAACACCUGCAAAGGACAGGGACUGGGACCGUUACUUAUAUGACACUGCACCCAGGAGAUACAAAUCAUUGACACUCGGAGUUGCGAGAUUUCUAGCACCCCAUUCAUAGAUUUUAUAUGAUAUAUGUGGUUUUUAUGUGUUCUGUGGCCUUGGACAAGCCACUGAAAGGCCUUCAUGGUCUCUCGGUCUCACAGGGACCUCUUAACCCCUCAAUAAAGUGUUAUAUUUCUAAACAUUGGAAA